UUUAAGUAAAUUUUAAAGUAUGUUCUUACCAGCUUUAUAGCUUGGCCUAACUCAAUACUAAAUAUGUAGCAGAAAAUCAGUAAAUAUUGAAGUACAUUACAAGAUAUGCGAAGCUUUUAUUCACUGCUGUAUCCUCAGUGUGUAGAAGAGUAUCUGGCAUAUGGGAGACACUUUAGCGUUUGUUGACUGAAUGCUGUUGAUACCGGUACUGCUUUGAGCUGGCCCGUGGAACCUGAUGUAACAAGCCCCUCCUCCCACUUCUCUCCUUUCAUAUGGCCCAUUAGCCUGUCUCCUUCAGAUGGAGCCAGUGAACUAUGAACGAGUGAGAGAAUAUAGUCAGAAAGUCCUGGAACGACAGCCUAAUAAUGCCAAGGCCUUGUAUCGGGCAGGAGUGGCCUUUUUCCACCUACAGGACUAUGACCAGGCCCGGCACUACCUCCUGGCUGCCAUCAAUAGGCAGCCUAAAGAUGCCAACGUCCGGCGGUACCUCCAGCUAACACAGUCAGAACUCAGCAGCUACCAUAGAAAAGAGAAGCAACUCUACCUGGGCAUGUUUGGUUAACAAAGAAGAAAGAUGCUCCUCCACUUGAACUUAGGUGGGCCAUUAAACAUGCAUCAAGGAGAAACCUGAGCCUCAGCAAGAGAAAUUUACCCUAUACCUCUGACCCAGGUGGAUUUCUGUUUCUAGUUUUGCACAAACUUCACUACAUAGACAGUCUGAGUCCUUUUCUGUCUGUCCAUCUGUAUAUUUCUGUAGCUUUCGAUACAUGUUAUUGUUGGGGCUGUUUGCCUUGAGAAAUACAAUCAGAAAACAUCA
Sapajus apella (tufted capuchin) is the source of this 817-nucleotide messenger RNA. It is a transcript of the gene TTC9C, whose product is annotated as tetratricopeptide repeat domain 9C. The coding region runs from base 299 to 562 and encodes 87 amino acids. Gene Ontology annotation, molecular function: protein binding. The transcript is spliced from 2 exons. NCBI's taxonomy places the organism in Eukaryota, Metazoa, Chordata, Mammalia, Primates, Cebidae. The record is from RefSeq and is a predicted model, not a curated record.